Messenger RNA from Carlito syrichta (Philippine tarsier), 1739 nucleotides. It is a transcript of the gene KCTD6, whose product is annotated as potassium channel tetramerization domain containing 6. NCBI's taxonomy places the organism in Eukaryota, Metazoa, Chordata, Mammalia, Primates, Tarsiidae. The transcript is spliced from 3 exons. Gene Ontology annotation, molecular function: cullin family protein binding. Gene Ontology annotation, biological process: protein homooligomerization; ubiquitin-dependent protein catabolic process. The record is from RefSeq and is a predicted model, not a curated record. Bases 305 to 1018 code for a protein of 237 amino acids.
ACCACAUGAUUGAGAGAGAGGAGAGAGAGAGAAAAUAAUCACUUUUAGAAAAAAAUCCGAUUCUGCAGUGUAUGGUUAAGGAUAAUCUAACACAUAAUCACAUUAUCCUUGUAUGCCUGGCUGCUUGUGCUGGCCUGUAUGUGAAUGUUAACCCCAAAGACUCCUUUAGAUGUCACUGAACUAGUUACUAUAAAAAAUAUUUCACUUUCAAACUCCCACAUUGCAAGAAGAGAAAAAUUCAGUACAAAGGCAAUUUUGAAGUUUCCCUGUAACCUGGGCUCCUGAAGACGCAGCGCUGGAGCAGAUGGAUAAUGGAGACUGGGGCUAUAUGAUGACUGACCCAGUCACAUUAAAUGUAGGUGGACACUUGUACACAACGUCUCUCACCACAUUGACGCGUUACCCGGAUUCCAUGCUUGGAGCUAUGUUUGGGGGGGACUUCCCCACAGCUCGAGACCCUCAAGGCAAUUACUUCAUUGAUCGAGAUGGACCUCUUUUCCGAUAUGUCCUCAACUUCUUAAGAACUUCAGAGUUGACUUUACCCCUGGAUUUUAAGGAAUUUGAUCUGCUUCGGAAAGAAGCAGAUUUUUACCAGAUUGAGCCUUUGAUUCAGUGUCUCAAUGACCCUAAGCCUUUGUAUCCUAUGGAUACUUUUGAAGAAGUUGUGGAGCUAUCUAGUACUCGGAAGCUUUCUAAGUACUCCAAUCCAGUAGCUGUCAUCAUAACUCAACUAACCAUCACCACCAAGGUCCAUUCCUUACUAGAAGGCAUCUCAAAUUAUUUUACCAAGUGGAAUAAGCACAUGAUGGACACCAGAGACUGCCAGGUUUCCUUUACUUUUGGGCCCUGUGAUUAUCACCAGGAAGUUUCUCUUAGGGUCCACCUGAUGGAAUACAUUACAAAACAAGGCUUCACGAUCCGCAACACCCGAGUGCAUCACAUGAGUGAGCGGGCCAACGAGAACACAGUGGAGCACAACUGGACUUUCUGUAGACUAGCCCGGAAGACAGAUGACUGAUCUCCCACCCUGAGAGAAGUUGUUGGAAACUGACUCUCCAGGAAAUGAAAGAGACUGAUUUUUUAAAAAAAAUCACAGUGUGAGAUUUUUUUUCUUUUAAAUAUUUGUAUUUAUUUGAAGGCAGUGAGGACCAGAAGGAAGUUUUGUGCUUUAGCAGUCUCCUCCCUGUUUUGUUCCCUUCACCCGGAGUAUGCAUGUGCCUGUUCAGAGUCUCCAAAUACCUUUUUUAUAAAAAGAAGUCUGAAAAUCAUUAUGAUAUAUAAUCUACCCUUAACAGAGCUUUUUUAUUACAGUGCUAAAAUGAUUUCGGAUAAAAAAUGGUCCCUAAUUCAACUAGAAGGGUAAAAAUACAAGAAUGAAAGAAUAAGCAGAAUACGCAUGAUGCCUUUGAGGAAAAUCAAAACAUCAUGUAGGGUGACCUAGUUUUGAAACCAGUAAGUAGUAUUGUAAUAUUAAAGGAAAACUGUUCCAAUCAUUUAAAAGUACUUAUUAAGUACUGCUUUUUACAGUUAUGACAACUGUUUCUUUCUAUGCAUAUAAAUCAAGGAACCAAAUAUCUGUAGCCAUGGAAAUGUCUGACUAGAAAUAUUUAUAUUGGAUUCUGAAUACAAAAUGUCCCUGUGGUAGAAAUCUUACUUCUUAUGCCUGGUGCAGUAUAAAUUCCAAGUGUACUGUCUACCAGAAAAAAAAAAAGCUAAUAAAAAAUGAAUAUGAAAAUUAA